Aspergillus pseudotamarii is the source of this 1236-nucleotide messenger RNA. RefSeq lists its product as uncharacterized. Gene Ontology annotation, biological process: regulation of transcription by RNA polymerase II. The record is from RefSeq and is a predicted model, not a curated record. The transcript has a single exon. The coding region runs from base 38 to 1195 and encodes 385 amino acids. Lineage: Eukaryota; Fungi; Ascomycota; Eurotiomycetes; Eurotiales; Aspergillaceae. Gene Ontology annotation, molecular function: RNA polymerase II cis-regulatory region sequence-specific DNA binding; DNA-binding transcription factor activity, RNA polymerase II-specific.
CUUUGUUUCCUGCGACAGCGACUGGCUACCGUCCUCCAUGAUGUUGGGUCCGACCCCAGGGCAUCUAAGGCCGGGGCCGUCUCAUACCAAUGAUAGCAGGACGUCCUCUGAGUGGAUGCGGGAGCCAGAUAAUGAUGUUUCCUAUGCUUUAAAGCCUGAUCGUUAUACAGCAACAUCUGAAGCUUUUGGGCCGCAUCAAUGCCCAUCUGGCAUUCUUACAACCACCUAUCCCACUGCAGCUCUAACGCCACCGUCACCAGCUUUCUCGGCUUCGUCGCGCCAGAUGGGCUCUCCUAUAAUCAAGUCCGAACUUAGCCGCGCUGAUACGCGAGCAACACCAGCUAACGCAGAAGAGGAGGCGGGCGUAGACCCGCCCUACUCCACACUUAUUUACAAAGCUCUCCGGGACGCACCCGGUAAGAAAUUGUCUCUUCAGGAGAUUUACGGCUGGUUCGAAGAGAACACCACAAAAGGAAAGGAUCGCAAUUCUAAAGGGUGGCAAAACAGCAUUCGACACAACUUAUCCAUGAACGCGGUAUGUCGAUUGCACAAGUUGAUGCUUCUCUUUCUGUUCUCCCUUGCUAAGAAACCAAACCUGCUACAGGGUUUUGAAGCUGUUCGAGUGGAGAAAGCACCGGGCAAGAAAGCCCUGAAUUACUGGCGUCUGACAGAUGAGGCAAUAACUUACGGUAUUCAGUCUACAACCCGGUAUAGAAAGCAGGCGAAUUAUAAAAAAACAGUGGGCUCAGACCCACCAGCUCCUCAACGCCAACGAUCCGGAGCGAAGGGAGGGAAAGCUACGAAAAUCACAGCUAAAUUCCGCGGACUUAUGAACCAGGAUGAACUACGGAAGGAACGGUACUAUCAGCGACUGGUGUCGCAGCGGCGACCUCACAAAAUCCUUCAUACUCAACACCACCCUUCACCUGUGACGGCGGCGGUCGUCUCGCGAUUUCGUGCAUCAGGCCCAGCAACACCACUGACUCGCACGUCAGCCGAACCCUUCGAUUUGGGUAGUAUUGUUGGUAGCGCUGACCCUCCUUCAUGCACCGCGAUUUUCUGUGACAUGGCAGGACCGGGGUCGGACUGUUUAACGAUGGAGACGGGAUUUCUAGGCUGGAGUAGUCUCCCGCCAUUUCCCCAUGGCUUAUUGACAGGUCCUGAUAUCUCAGCAGAAGUUCAACUUGCCGUAUAGGGGGAAGCGUCCGAAUGGCCGCGCUGACUUGCACAUCUAAC